UUGGCUCUCUCUCUCUCUCUCUAUCUCUCUCUCUCCCUCUCUCUCUCUCUCUCUCUUCAUAUGCUUGAGCGCCCUUUCUAUUCUGCUUUCUUUGCUUUUUCUUUCGUUUCCCUUCAUCAACCUAUUAUCUUGUAUAUCUCUCUUUGUUUCGAGAGAGAAACAAAAUCUAUCUAUCUAUCUAUCUAUCUAUCUAUCUACUUCAGUCUGAGCAUGUUAUCUAUGUUCAUAUAUCUUUCUACCUUUCUUAUUCAAGUCGUAAAUUUUAUUUUUAUUUUUCUCUUUCUCCACGUGUUCAUAUCUAUCUAUCUAUCUAUCUAUCUAUCUAUCUAUUUUAAUCUAUUCCUGCCUAUAUAUCUAUCUAUAUAUCUUUUUGAUAUCUAUCUUAGUCUGUUCGUAUCUAUCUAUCUUAGUCUGUGCGUAUCUAUCUUAGUCUGUUCAUAUCUAUCAUCAAUCUAUCUUUGUUCGUAUCUAAGUCUGUUCGUAUCUAUCUAUCAUAUUGCUAUCUAUCUAACUGACCCUGUCUUUCUCAUUCUCUCUAUCUCCCAUUGUCUUGGCAUUUUCAUUUUUGUUUUCUCCCUUCACCCCCCUCUCUCUCUCCCUCUCUCUCUCUCUCUCUCUCUCUCUCUUUCUCAUUCUCAUUCUCUUUCCCUCUCUUAUCCGCUGGCUUCAAUGAAUUUUCUCGAAUUAAAAAAUAAUUACCCACACCGUACCAUUUUCUUUUGCCCAGAUACUCUUACCUAUCUAUCUAUCUAUCUAUCUAUCUAUCUAUCUAUCUAUCUAGGUUCGUAUCUAUCUAUCUAUCAAUCUCGAUGUUCAUAUCUAUCUAUCUAUCUAUCUAUCUAUCUAUCUAUCUAUCUAUGGAGUUUCAUAUCUAUCUGUCUAUGUAUGGAUGUUCAUAUCUAUUUAUCUAUCCAUUUAUCUAUAUUUCUAUCUCAUAUCACCAUCUAUCUAUCUAUCGAUCUAUCUCAGCUCAUAUCACUAUCUAUCUAUCUAUCUGAGCUCAUAUCACCAUCUAUCUAUCUAUCGAUCUAUCUCAGCUCAUAUCACUAUCUAUCUAUCUAUCUGAGCUCAUAUCACUAUCUAUCUAUCGAUCUAUCUCAGCUCAUAUCACUAUCUAUCUAUCUAUCUAUCUAUCUAUCUAUCUAUCUAUCUGAGCUCAUAUCACGAUCUAUCUAUCGAUCGAUCUAUCUCAGCUCAUAUCACUAUCUAUCUAUCUAUCUGAGCUCAUAUCACUAUCUAUCUAUCGAUCUGUCUCAGCUCAUAUCACUAUCUAUCUAUCUAUCUGAGCUCAUAUCACUAUCUAUCUAUCUAUCUAUCUAUCUAUCUGUCUGUACUGGAGAAAAUAAGUUUAAGACCGAUGAUGUUCAUAUCUAUCUACCUGUCUAUCUUUUUUCUAUCGAUGUACAUAUUUCUCUAUCUAUCUAUAAUAUUCGUAUCUAUCUAUCUGUUUAUCUAUCUAUCUAUGAAUGGGUGGCCAUAUGUGUUUAUCUAUGUAUCUCCAUGUCUAUUUGUAAAUAUCCAUAUCUAUCAAUCUAUUCUCAUAUUUAUUUAUCUAUCUAUCUAUCUAUCUAUCUAUCUAUCUAUCUAUCUAUUUUUCUCAUUUUUGUCUAUCGAUAUUCAUAUCUAUCUAUCUAUCUGCCUAUCUAUCUAUCUAUCUAUCUAUCUAUCUAUGUUCAUAUCUAUCUAUCUAUUUUUCUCAUUUUGUUCAGGUCCAUCAGUCCAUGGAUGUUCCUAUAUAUCUAUUUAUAG
This is a messenger RNA of Acanthosepion pharaonis, 1749 nucleotides long. The record is from the annotation of a GenBank genome assembly. Lineage: Eukaryota; Metazoa; Mollusca; Cephalopoda; Sepiida; Sepiidae.